Drosophila grimshawi is the source of this 8863-nucleotide messenger RNA. Its product is annotated as protein dopey-1 homolog. Gene Ontology annotation, biological process: Golgi to endosome transport. NCBI's taxonomy places the organism in Eukaryota, Metazoa, Arthropoda, Insecta, Diptera, Drosophilidae. The transcript is spliced from 11 exons. The record is from RefSeq and is a predicted model, not a curated record. Gene Ontology annotation, cellular component: trans-Golgi network; endosome. Bases 408 to 8363 code for a protein of 2651 amino acids.
AAUGCAUUGGAAAAUAUAAGACCACGACCAGCAGUCUGCAUUAUUUUAUUGUGAUUCGUUUUUUUGUUGGCAAAACGUAUAUUUUUGCAAUGUAAAUCAAUAGACUAGAAUAAUUAUAAACAUGUGCAAUUACCGAUGGCGACACAAAAUGUCGUAGAGGGACCGUUCAACGCCACUUGCAAAUAAUAAUAAUUCAACAAUACAAUAAACAAAAGUCGUCGUCUGUCUGCAAAAAUUCGUCAUCAGCUGGUCGCGAGGCGCAAGUCGCGAGUCUCAAGUCGUCGUCACAGCAAUUGCGAUCGCAGUAAAUUGUGUGACGUGCGCGAGACAGCAAGCAGAAAACAAGGCUGCUGUUGACUUGAGGGGGUUAAUAAGUUGAAGCUAUCGAGUCGGAUACAAUUGACGCCAUGGAAUCUGCGGACAUGCUCGUCGAGGAGCAGAAGCUCAUGGCCGAGGCGAAGUAUCGUCAAUAUAUGACGAACAUAGAUAAAGCACUGCGCAAUUUUGAGUACUCCAGCGAGUGGGCGGACUUAAUAUCCGCACUGGGCAAACUGAGCAAGGCGAUAUCAAGUAAUUCGCAGUAUCAGGUCAUACCCAGACGCCUGAAGAUUGCCAAGCGUCUGGCUCAAUGCAUGCAUCCCGCCCUGCCCUCGGGUGUGCAUCUAAAGGCACUGGAAACGUACUCGGUGAUAUUCAGCAAAACGGGACCAGAACGUCUGGCAACGGAGUUUAUAUAUGGUGCUGGACUCUUUCCACUGCUCGGCUAUGCGGCCAUGAAUGUGCGUCCGGCACUCUUGACCAUCUAUGAGACAUACUUUGCGCCGUUGGGCGAUAAGCUGCGGCCUGCGCUCAGUGGAUUCCUGAGUGGCGUGCUGCCCGGCUAUGAUUGUGGACUGGAUCAUUUUGAGCGUAUUAGUGCGUUGCUCAAGAAUGUGUGCGUGGCUGUCAAUCCGAUGCACUUUUAUACGGUUCUAUGGGAAUCUGUGGCUAAUAAUGCAGCGAUACGCUUGCCCGCAAUUACAUUUCUGCUGGAGCACUUCAAUAAGCGCCUGGAUAUGCAGAAACAGAUAUACAUAAUGGGUCACAAUCGAGAGAUCAUGAUGUCGGCGCUGUGCGCCUGCCUUAACGAUACUCUGAUAUUGGUGCAGCGCAAUACGCUGGAGUUCCUGUUGCUCGGCUUUCCCAUGCACACCCGCCUUCUGGAGGAGGAGCAGCUGGUGGUGCUGGUUACGAACGGACUGAAUACAAUACUGAGACGCGAUAUGUCGCUAAAUAAACGACUCUUCUCCUGGCUGCUGGCCAGUGAGGUGACGAAAAAUUCGCCCACUUAUGACACACUAUCGCUAGAUUCAGCGCCCAUCGAUGGCCUGAAGGAGGAGCCAUAUUUUAUAACGCAUUCACGGCACAUACUAAUUAACGCUUUGGUGAGCACGCUGCGAUUGAGCCUGGAGUGCCAGCCCAUGGAUCUGAAGCCGUAUCGCAUUAUGCUGUCGCUGUUGGACAAGGCGGAGAUCGGCAGCGCCGUGCUAGACUUUGUGCUGCAUGACAUAAUUCGCACCAUGUACAUUUCUAGCAGUAAUGCGGACGCGCUCAAGUCGGCCAAUCUGCUGUUUGCCACCUUCGAUCCGGCGUACAUCUGGAGCUACAUGACCAACAUAUUUGAGCGCGCCUGCCAGCAGGCGCCCACCUCUGCCCAGUCCAAUAGCGAUGGCAAAUUCGUCAGCAUCGUUGGCUCCGGUGAUCCCUGUGUGUUGGAAAUUUGCGUGCUCACCGAAUUUCUGUUGGAAACCAUCUCACUGGAAAUGUACACGGAAACCACACGCGUCUACUUGCCGAAAGUAUUUCUGGCCGUUACCCAGCUACUCUCCAUCCACGUGGAUCGCAUGAGCAGCGAUGAGAUCACCGCCUCCCUAAAGCUCUGCAUGAAGAUUGUCUCGCGUGUACAACCAAUGAUAACUAGCCCAAUUAAACUGAAUAAGGUGAUGGAACAGAGCACCUCAGGAUCCAUGGAGAAGAUUGCCAAUGCCGCAGGCAGCAGCAACAGUAACAACAUUUUGGAGUCGACGACACAAGCCGCCAAUGCGCUAGAGAAGAGUAAAUCUGAUUCGCGACUCAAUCAAUUUGGCGAGCAUUCGCAGAGUGCCGAACCCAAUGAUGAGGAGCUAAUCCGACGUUCGGCCUCCAAUCAGAGCGUGGUGCGGCACAGUCCCAAAAAGAAGGCCAAAUCCUUUUCACGACUCUCCGAACUGGACAAAGAUAUAAGCGCCUCGGAUACAGGCCAGCAGUCCUCGUCAGAUUUGGACACGCCGCGUAGCAUUAAAAAGAUCAAGGCCAAAGCCAAGGUGCCCUUUAUACGCAGCAGCCCGAAGAAAACACGACCAAAGGACAUUGUUAUAGCGCCCAGCCCAGCAGUGUCUAGUGAUGUAAAUGAUGACGCAGGCGAGGAGCCGCCUAAGAGUGCACCCCCAGAAAACUGUGCUGAAUUCCAACUGGACGAGGAACAGACAAAUGCGCAGCAACAACGCGGUUUCUCAAUACUAGAGAAAUGUAUACGACAAUACGAGAUCUUCUUUGAGGUCUACAUCGCCCGCCAGGUGCUGCAAAUUGAAACAGCCGCCAGCCCAGACAGCUCCGAUUUCAGUGCGAAAUGUGCGAUUAAGGUGCAACUACAGCGCAGCACCAGCCACAGCUCGAGUAUGUUUACGGUGGAGCAAGUGCUGGAGCAAAAGAGCUCGGUACGUGAGUCACAAAUCGAUCGAUUGUUUAAUCUGCUGCGUGUGGAUCUGAUGCCGCGCUCCAAGCAGCUGCAGCGUCUGCUCAAUCUCUCACUGUCCACUGUCACCGCCAGUGAGCUGAGCAGCGACAGCGACGCCUGCGAUGAGCCCCAGCAGAAGCUACUCAUCGAUACCCAAACACAGCGCAGCGUUCAACAGCUAUCUGAUCUGCAAUUGAGUUCGGCCUUACGCUCUGCCAUUAAAUUGGCUGCCACGCUGCUCGUCGAGAUGUCCACAUUUCCCAAUUGCAAUCAGCAUAUUGUGCUGGACAAGAGUGAGCCGGAACUGCCCAACUGGCUGAAGGUUCUUUGUCUUGUGGCCUGCUUUGCUCAGAGCGAUAAGGAGCUACAGGUGGCUUCCAUUACUACGCUCUUCGAUUUGAUUAGCCUGUUGCGCUCACAGAUCGAGCACACGACUGGACCGGGUGUUACGUUUGUGGUGAUGUUGCCGCUGCUGAAAUUUGGGCACGUUAGCUAUAUGGAGCAGCACACGCGCAUCUUUCAGCUGGUCAGCUCCAUUUUGUGGGAUUAUUUGGGCACACCGGGCAUUGAUCCCUCGCAAAUAGCAGCACUGCUGCAUCAGCUGCACAGCUGCCUGGACAGUGGCCUCGUCGAGUCGAUAAUCGGCAAUCGGAUGCAUGCCCAGCAUCUGCUGCAGGCACAGUCACAAACCGGGCAUAGUAACUCGUUGCGCAGCUUCCAGCUGGAACGGAUGACAGAUGUCCAGCUUCUAUGUCCCUCUGUCUGCCUGGAUCGUCUGCGCGAGAGUCAGGCGCGCAGCUACAAAAAGUUCGAGCUACUCUGGCAUCUGGGCAGGGAGAAGCAGAUGUCGCGUGGCUUCGAGAAGACUCUGCUCAAGGUGCUCGACACGCUAGCCCUGCCGCAUUACAUGUCCGAGCGCACGUUCGUCAGCAACUGGCUGCAGGCCUCGCUCUUGCGUGGCGAUUUGGCUCGUUUGACUAAACCGCUUUACAAGAUUUUACUCUCCGCCAGUUCGAAGCGUGUCGGCAUUGUCCAUAUGCAGCAACUAUAUCGCGAAGCAACGGAUGCGGAGCACGCUGGCGAUGAGGAUCAACAGGCGCCGGCAUUUGAGCGCGAUGUGUACGCCAUUAGUUCGGAGCAGGGCAACGUUAAGUAUCAUCACAUGGAGGCGGCCAGCAGCAGCAGCUCCACAGGCGGCAUUGGUCACGGCAGCAGCGGUGCCAAGAAGAAGAGUCCCAUCCGACAUCUGCCCAAGAAGAUCUUUGGCGUCACGCUCAGUGGCAAAUCGAAUAAAACGUCAAAUUUUGUGAGCGACAAGGCGCCGCUGGCCAGUGAGGCAAUGCAGGACAUUAACACCAUUGGUCUGAUCAUUAAUCCGCUGGAGAAUGCACAUGAUUUCGAUGAUGAAACGGAUCUGGAGGAGCCGCGCAUUGAGCUAGUUCAUACGGCUGGCAAGGAUGCGCCGCAAACGCCGCUGGAGCAAAAGCUGGCCAGCGCAAUGGAUGAGAAUGAGGUGACAGCAACAGCGCCCAAUCCGGAGCCGGAGCCCUCUCUGCACUACGACCAGGACAUAACCGAUCAGUCGGAGAGCAGUGAAUUCGAGUCGGACUCGGAGAUGCGCGAGACGAGCAUUGACAAGGAAGAUAGCCUCACGAUCAGCUCCAGCGGCGCUGCUGCCGCCAGCGAUGAUGUCAAGCGUUUUGUUGGCGACUGCGAGCGUGUUACCGAAACACUCACCCAAUACGAGCGGAUCAAGAGUCGCAAAACGUAUCGAUUGACGCGUGAGAAGACACCAGGUGACUCCAGUCUCAAUGAGCCCGCGGAACAGGCACCGGACAACGAGCAUGCCCUGCCGGCAGAUGAGUAUUUCAACGAGGCAGCCGUCGACAAAAAGCAAACCAAGGAGUCUAAGGAGCAGCGCAAGCGUAAGAAGCUACUCAGCAGCAGCGAGAAGAAGCGUCUCAGUUGCAUCUCGAAAACCUCGACGGACAGCAAUCACAGCAAUCCCGCAGAGCAAUUGGAAACAGAGCACAGCGAGGAGGAGCCAGAGCUAGGUAAUGAGGCGGCCAGCCAAUGCACCAUCAAUGUGGAGGACAAGCGACGCAAUCUGUGCCUGGAGACCAGCAAACUGCAGCCGGCCGACUGGCAAAAGACGCUUGAGAAGAGCAAACAGAAUGUGGAGAUUCUGCGUCAGAAUGCGGCAGCAGCUGCUGCCGUUGCCGCUGCCGAGGAGCAGCAGAGUAUACGUUCCUCCACAAAGAGCAGCAGUUCCUUGGGCAUUGGCAUCACUCGCCACAUGGCGACGGAUUCAGCGCAUCUCUAUCACAAUCAUCUGCUGCUAUAUCUGGCUAUCUAUGACACUAGACAGACGCUCUACGCACUGCAAACGUUGCGCAACAUCAUCUGCUGCGACAAGCGAACGUUCCUUUGCCUCUCUAUAACCACAUCGUUCACGAGCGGCAGUCUGAAGCAAUUGCUCAUCCGGCAUCGCAAGAGCAUCUCUGGCAAAGGGUUUGACGGUAGCGUUGGCAACUCGGAGUACGCUCAAGGAUAUCGGGGCUGCAUGCAUCUGGAACUGUUGGUCACAUUGCUGUUGUUCUAUGCCCGUGGCUACUUUCAGCGUGAAUCGUUGGAUGCCCAGCGACAACCGCCAACGCUGCAGGAUGUGGUGAACAACCGGCGGAUUCAGCUGGAGAGCAUUGAGCUGCUGGCGCUCAUCUGCACGGAACUGAUUGAGAUUGUCAAGGGUAUGGGCCGUGGCUUGGCCUGCUAUAUUGCUGAUCUGUUGGCGCGUGCCAAGCUCCAAAAGGUCAUGCUGCACUGCCUCAAUAGCUCCGUCUGCAGCUAUGGACGGCGAGCCGGCGGCACCAGCUAUGCGGAUAAGGUGCUUAGCUUUAAUGAUCCACAGGAUGAUCAAUUGCAUGCAGAUGGCUUUCAGCUGCAGCUGUUGCGGCUUCUAUUGUCCGUCAUACGGCUGGAGAAUGAGGUACAUCAGUUGCGUCAGGAUACGCCCAGCACGGGCGCUGCUGACGAUCACCACAAUGGCUCUGGGAAUGCAUCGCCCACACGGCUAGCCGAGGGAGCAGCUGCCAAUGUCAAAUACUUGCCCAACUGUUUGAUCAGUCAGCAACCCAUGUUCCUCGCCGCCGUGCUUGGUGCACUGCAACAGGAGCGCUUGCGGCACCUGCAUCGCAACUGGACGGAUCUGGUGACCAGUUCAUUGAACUGCUUCAGUUUCGGGUCGCUUACAAACAUUGUGAUUAGCGUGGUCCAUCAGCUGUGCAACAAUCUGGAUCGCCUGGCCCGGCUCACGCUGCCCCAGCAGCGUCACUUUCCGCCCGACUAUGUGCUCGUCCAGCUGGAGGCGCUGACCAUUCUCUGUCACUACUGCCUGCUGGACAACACACAGCAGACAGCGCUCUCGCAUCUCUUCAAUCAGGCCUAUCCACAGACUAGUGCCGCAUCACAAAGUUCCAGCACGGGACAAUUGCUUAAUAGCAUUGUGCACUCCUUUCUCUCGGCGAAUGAAUCCUCGUCGACUGCCUCGGCGCCACGUAAUCCACAAUUACAGGCGGCACGGAAUGCUGUCCUGUCGCAUCUGCCACGGAUCAUGACAAGCGUUGCGGCCAUUUGGGACAGCGAAUUGGGUCAAUUGCGUCCGGUGCGACAACAGCUGUUGGAGUUUCUCUCUCCCGUCUCAUUACAUCAUGGCUGCAACUUCCUAGCUGCGAUUGCAGUCACCUGGCAACAGCGAGGUUGCAGUAGCAACAACACCAAUAACAACAGCUCCUUGAGCAUUUCGGAGCAGUUUCAGCGCAACUCCACGCUGCAGGCAUGCCCGGCUCAGCUCAGUCUUGUGUCGCUGGUGUCCAGCAUUCGGGUGAUGCCGAUGGAUUCGUUUGUGCAGACACUGCAUCAGGUGGUCAAGUCACCACCACCCAUUCACCGGCCACCCGCACAGCUCAGCAUUGAGGUUAGCGCCUUGGAGCUGUUCUAUUUCUACAUGAGAUCGGCUCCGGCGCUACAGCUGGCAGAUGCUUGGGCUGCAUUGCUGGUGCUGAUUAGAGAUGGUCUAAGUCUUUCGCCGCCUGCACAGUUUGCGCUGCUGAUGCUGCUCAAUGAGUUUGUGCAGCGUUGUCCCCAGAUGCCCUUCCCGGACAAGAAGGAGGUGCGUGAACUCCACGAUAUCACCGCUCGGCUGGUGGACUCGCUGUCCAGUGUGGCGGGCGCCUGUCUAGAGCAGACCACCUGGCUGCGUCGAAAUCUGGCCGUUAAGGAGGAUACGGAUGGCCACGCCAAGGAUAAUAGUCUCGGCGGCGGCAUUCAGCAGUAUUCGCUGCAGGCGCAAAGCGUUCUCGCUGGCAUACUCUCCAAUCUGCUGGACGUUGCGUACGGUUCGCAGGAGAAGGACAAGGUGGUGACGAUUGUGACCACGCUGCUGUACAAUAUAACGCCGUAUCUGAAGAAUCAUACGGCUCGCAAUGUGCCCUUCUUUUAUGCGUGCUCCGCCCUGUUGGCCAGCCUCAGUGUCUAUCAGUAUACGCGCAAGGCGUGGCGCAAGGAUAUGCUCGAUCUGCUGCUGGACACCACUUUCUUUCAGAUGCACAUCUCAUGCCUGCCAUUCUGGCGGCAGAUCAUGGACAGUCUGAUGACCUAUGACAAUACCACAUUCCGCGAGCUAAUGACCCGCGUCUCGCUCUCCCAGGCGGGAAGCCUCAAUAUCUUCGCGUCGCGCGACCAGGAAUACGAGCUGCGCGCCAUGCUUCUCAAGCGUCUCGCCUUUGUCAUCUACUGUAGUGAGUUCGAUCAGCACAACAAGUACAUGCCAGAUAUUCAGGAGCAAUUGGCCAACAGUUUGCGUUUGGUACCCCUGGGUCCAUCUGUGCAGGCCGCUGUAUUGCUGUGCUUCCGUGUCCUGUUGCUGCGCAUGUCGCCCGAUCACGUCACCUCGCUGUGGCCCAUCAUCAUAGCUGAAAUGGUGCAAGUGUUCCUACAAAUGGAACAGGAAUUGAAAUCGGAGAGCGAUGAGCGCAGCCAGCAAAGCCGACUGCUGCCUGGCAUUGAUGUCUCCUGGUCGUCGUCCAACUCGAGCGCCAGCAAUGGAAUAAACGCGCAGACGCCCAUGCAACAGUGGCGUUCGGUGCAACUGGAGGCGUGCAAGCUACUGGAACUGGGCUGUGUGCUGCCGGCGACAAAGCUGCCGCAUUUUCAAAUGUAUCGCUGGGCCUUCGUUGGUACCGAGUUCGAUGUGCAUGAGGAAAUGGUGCCGCUGCCGCUGCCUAAUGGCAGCAUCGAAAAUCUGGCAGCGCUGCCCAAUGCCCUCUAUGUGCCGCACGUGCGUCGCGUGGCGCGCCUCAUGGACAUGAAAUACACCAGUCACUCGCCGCUGUUGCAGCGUCCGCGUAAUCGUCAUUUGAUGUUGGGCUUCCAGCAACUGCAAUCGCUGCAGGAGCUAUAUCCAUUCUUCUCCACGCUGGGCAUCACCUGUCCACAUCCGUGUAACUAUGCCGACACGGAGCAGACGGUGGCCAACUGUCUGAAGGAGAUCGAAGAUGUGCUCGCCCAAGAUUUCCUGGAGAAGCUGCCCAGCAUAACAACGCCCAGAUGAAAACUGGUCGCGGCCUACAGGCAGACGACGCAGGCCCACAUUCAAACAACAACAAGCCUGACACAGUUCGAGCUGGAGCUGAAUCUGGGUGGCAUCGGUGGAGCUACGCCUCCAUCUUCCGGGCAGACGGCGCGUCUCUUUGCGGCGGUUCAAGCGAAACUCAGCAGCCAAAAUGAGACGGAGACAAGCUUCACGCAAACAACCAAGAAGACAAACUUUCCAUUUUACGUUUAGGGAGUGGGCCAAGCAAGCGAUACGAUAUGAUACGAUAGAUAGUUAGUUAGUGUGCAGUAUAGUAGAUAUAUCCAAUAUAGUCGAUUAUGUGUAUUAAUGAGCAUUGUUUUAACUGUUGCAUAAGUCCUAUGAAAUAUUUAGCUGAUAAUAGCACCCUGUAUGUAUGUAUAUGUAUAUUUCAAACUGUUGAUAGCUGCGCCGAAGUAAAUAACAAAUAACAUGUUUAACGACAAAUUGUAAUUCAAUAGAACAAAUCGUAUUUUAUU